AUGGGCAAGCCUCGAGUGCGCGUCGUCGAAGGCUCCUGCUGGCCCUGCAAGAAGCGCCGCAUCAAGUGCGACCUCACCAAGCCCGUGUGCAUGCGAUGCGGCCUCGUCGGCGCAACAUGCGACUACAACACGCGCCUGAUCCGCUGGAGCACGCGGCCCGCCGUCGCCGUGCCGCCCAUGUACCGCGCCAUCAACCGCGACGAGCAGCUCGCGGCGUCGCUGGCCGUCUACGAGAAGCGCGCGCUCGACUACUUCCACGGCCGCUUCUGGCCGCUGAUGACGACGGCCGCGGAGCCAUGUACCGCGCCCAUCUUGGUGGCGCUGGAGCAUCGCGUGGUGCUGCUGGCGACGUGCGUGCUGGCCGAUGCCCAUCGCUGGCUGCAGGACGGCCGCAACAGCCGCAGCAUCUUGAACGUGAAGCGGCUCGAAUGCCUCGCGGCGCUGCGGGUCGAGGUGGACGGCUUCUGUGCCAAGGGCGACGGCCCGCUGCAGACGCUGCUGUUCGCCGUGCUGCUCCUGUAUUUCCACGAUGGCUUCCUCGAGUGUGUUGAAGCAUCGGCGUCCACAUCCAGCCAUCGUGACGGAGUCCUCGCCAUAGUCGACCGGCUCGGCGGCAUCACAGCAGCCCUCGACACCGGACAGGAUCCGCUGCACUUGCUGCUCACCGAGUUCCUGUCGGCCGACCUCGGAUCAGCAAUACUCAAGGGCCGCCCGCCGGCGUUUCCUCCAACCGUCUGGGAAUCCAUCGACAACGGCCCGGUCUGGUGGGGUCAAGACUCCUUCGGACGGCACUCCCUCUCGGCCGUGUUCCGCGAACUCGCCAGCAUGGCCUUUUACCUCGAUGCCACAAGCACCAUGCAAGAAGAGUUCUCGAUUUCUCGAAUCCGGCAGUUUGAAGCUGCCCUGCAACCCUUGUAUGCGCCGCUCGCUGUGGAAGACCUCGAUAGCCCGUUGGCUGACCCCGAAGACCCCGGUGAGAAAGACCUAGAGGCAACUCACGCCUAUGCCUUGAUACGAGCUUUUCAACACGGCGCCCUCAUCUAUCUGUACAGGGCCAUCUGCGGCCUUGCCAUCCACCACCCCCUCGUCCAACAACACACCCAAUCAUGCCUGGAUUGCAUCUUUGGAAUCAAACGGCCGUCAAAGGUCUUGAACUGCAUCCUCCUGCCGCUCUGUAUCGCGGGUGCCCAUGCACAAUCCCCCAAGCAACAAAAAGGGGUCCGUAACAUGGUGAGCAUCAUACACGAUGAGAUCCGUUUUGCAUCCAUCCAAUCGCUGAGUGUAGCGCUGGAAGGGAUAUGGAAGAUGGAUGUUCCCAAUGUGACAUGGGCAGAAAUGUUUGCCGAAUUAAAUCCUGAAGCCAUCAUUCUAUAA
Messenger RNA from Ilyonectria robusta, 1374 nucleotides. RefSeq names its product fungal-specific transcription factor domain-containing protein. Gene Ontology annotation, molecular function: zinc ion binding; transcription cis-regulatory region binding; DNA-binding transcription factor activity, RNA polymerase II-specific. Gene Ontology annotation, biological process: positive regulation of transcription by RNA polymerase II. NCBI's taxonomy places the organism in Eukaryota, Fungi, Ascomycota, Sordariomycetes, Hypocreales, Nectriaceae. Bases 1 to 1374 code for a protein of 457 amino acids. The transcript has a single exon. Gene Ontology annotation, cellular component: nucleus. The record is from RefSeq and is a predicted model, not a curated record.